Molecule: messenger RNA, 945 nt
Organism: Eimeria tenella
Lineage: Eukaryota; Apicomplexa; Conoidasida; Eucoccidiorida; Eimeriidae
Exons: 2
Coding region: 1-945 (314 amino acids)
Source: RefSeq, a predicted model, not a curated record
AUGAAGGCCUUGGUCUUAUUAGCACUGUCCAAGGCCGUCUUGAGCGCGCUUGCUUCUCAAGUCACACCAGAUAAAGAGACGAAGACGCAAUCUGUUUCGUCUACUGAGCUAGAGGCGCUGAACAAUUUGAGCGUCGACGUACAAUCCGGAGCCUUCGUGGUGGAACCGGGCGAAAUUUUUGAAGUCACAGCCCGUGUCAAUGGAGACUUUUCUAGAGCACCUCUGGAACGUUCCUUGUGGCUCGGGCUUCGGUUUCUACCAGUUGGUGAUGCUGACGCACAAGAACAAUCGGCAAGGGCCUCUGAACUUCUGUGGGAAAAACUCGAGGGGAGCACAGCCUCCUGGUCUCUGAAGCUGAACGGAAAAGGAGAAUACCGGGCACUUGUGCUUGGCCAGUUCUAUUGCAACGUAGAAGAAAAGUCAUUUAAGGAGGCAGAUUACCUGCCGUGCCUCCAACCCCUUCCUUUGAGACAGGGAACUGAACUCCAGAUCAGGGUAUCCCAUGUCUCUGCCCGUCUGAAGCUGUCAUGGGACAAGCCACAAACCAUACGCGCGCUUUCACGUUUAAAAGAUGCACCUCAGGGAGAGCUCCAAGUAUCAGCUAUCUCUCUGGACGGCUCUGAGUUGCGGCGUGACUUUAAGGGCACCGUGUACCUUGUGGCCAUUGGCACCAAUGAGGAAAGCAAUUUUUCGUCCCAGCCAGCGCUUGGAGGUCAAACAAGUGCACGUCUGAUCAACGGAGUUGCCACCUUUUCUAAUCUCCAGCUGGUCAGGGAGGGAACAUUCAGGCUUGUUGCCACUGCUGAUGGCGCACAAGCCACAGAGAGCGCUACAGUGAUUGUCGCCCCUGCAGUUUCGCGGGUGAUAAGGCGAGCUAUUCGUACACGUGCACAGCAUCGCAUCAUUAUACGCGCACUAUUCUCUUUUUACGUUCAUACUCUAUGA